UGACGGGACACAGGCUUCCUUUAAACUGUGAUAGCGAAACGGCAGUGAAACUAAGCUACGGAGAAACGCUGAUAUUAAAAGUCAGUGGUCUUUACUCCAAGGGAUUGCUUUCGCCAGUGCUUUUCUGCUUUCGUGAAAGUAUCAUUGUUCAGUCAGCACCCAACGUCAUGGGCAAAAAGUCUCGUGAAAGCGAAUCCUCUGAAGAGGAAGAGUAUGUUGUGGAGAAAGUACUGGACAGGAGAGUGGCGAAAGGCAGAGUUGAGUUCUUCUUGAAAUGGAAAGGGUAUUCAGAUAAGCACAACACAUGGGAGCCAGAGAAGAAUCUUGAUUGCCCUGAGCUUAUUUCAGAGUUUAUGAAGACUUAUAAGAAAACCAGCAGUGGAAGCUCCACACCUAGCAGCGGGGGCAGCAAAUCAAGUGCAGGCUCAUCAGGGCGCUCCAAAGACUCUGGUAGCUCCAAGAAGAAAAACUCUGAUGACGAUGAGGAGGGUGGUAGUAAACCCAAAAAGAAAAAAGAAGAGAAUAUCUUAGUUGCACGUGGCUUUGAGAGAGGGCUUGAACCAGAGAAAAUCAUUGGAGCCACAGAUUCAUGUGGAGACCUAAUGUUCCUCAUGAAAUGGAAAGACUCUGAUGAGGCAGAUCUUGUGCUUGCCAAGGAGGCCAAUCACAGGUGCCCACAGAUUGUCAUAGCCUUCUACGAGGAGCGUCUCACCUGGCAUGAAGACACUGACAAGAAAGAAAAAGAUGCUGUGAGUGUGUGAGUCUAUAUCGUCAUGAAGAAAACAGACCUCCACUGCAGGGACAACUGUUAAAUGGACAUUUUUCACACACAAACCUCCCAUUCUUCCUUUUAACCAUGUCCAACUGCGCACACAAAUGGAGGACAAAGCCCACUUCAUGAUUUUCUCUUUUCAUGCACCACAUAGAGGCAAGCAGCACAAGAGCCAAAACUGUUGAGGGUAAUCUGAAAAUCGUGAUGUGGUGGGCUUAGCUGGUGUGCUACUAGGGGACAGUUUAUCCUGUAUUUUGCUUUGUAUUUGUCCUUUUUUAAUGUAUUUCAAGUUUUAAUGUUGAUGGGAUAUGAUUGUAUUAGUAAGGUGUUUUGGUUUAUAAAUUCUUCACAGCUUGGUCUGCUCUUCACCAGAAGCCAGCAUGGGUAAUCACAGCAUUACCCAUGAGUGUGUACCAAACACACUUCAAAAUCCCCAUGCCAUAUUCGUGUAAUCUGGAAAUCUGACCUUCCUUGCUUUAAAAAAAAAAACACCUUUUGUGAACACACCAGAUAAAGUAAAACCUUAAAAAGUGCAUUUCUCGAGAAAGGUGUUGUAGACCCGUAUAGUGAGUGUUCCAUUAAAAAGAGACAUUGUCUCAUCUGCAUAAACUUUUUUUUUAACUUUAAAAAAAUAGGCCGCUCUAGCUGUAUUUUUAUAUUUUGUUCAGGUAACACUGUGUUUGAAUUUUACUCUUCAAAUGACACCUGUCAGUUUGAUCUCUGUAUGUAUUGUAAGGUAAGUUUUAUUCAUUAAAAAGUCUUAUUUUUAUUCUUGUCGCUUUUCUCAUUUUGUGGCUGUCUUGAGCGGAUGUUUCUCAAAUAUUGAAAUGUUUGUAAUUUUUUUGGUCCUUUAAUUUCAUUGAGCAAACUGUCAUCAGAAGACUGCAAAAUUAAGCCUUUUUGUUUACUUUUGCAUGCUAGUUUUGUUGCUGGAAUUAUUUUUUAACUACAUUAUGUUAACAUUGGACCAGUCACAUUUGUUAUGAGAGAUUAGACAAUCUUCACUUUAUUGAAUUUGCAGGGGCAAAUAAAACCAGCACCAAUUAUCAGUCAAUUCAGUCCGCCACCUUGUGGCUAAAACGUUAAAACUUUUGACAGGCUGAAAUGACAAAUCUACACAGCUACAGUAUGGACAGCUCUGCAGUUUAAAUUUUGUGAUAGUAGUUAGCCUUAUAACAGUUUUUUUUACGGUUUUAAAAGAUUUCCACACAGUUAUAUUAAACAUAUGUCAUUUUUGAUGUCAUGGUCAUGUUAAAUUUAAUAAAAGGGAGAUGAAACCAGUAAUCUGAUGGCCCUGAUCUGCAAUCAUUUUUUUAUUUUAUUGUGAAAAAUCCGUCUAUUCGGAUAAACUUUCGCGGAACCGGACAUACUGGUUCAUACUGAUGCACGAGGUGCGCUCUGCUUUGUUUCCGGUUCAGUCAGUCUCUUGUGUUGCAAAACAGCCACUUGGGGUCCUUAUUAAGAUGUAAAUACAGUCGAGUCUGGUUUUCUACUUAUUCGACGUUGAGAGUGAAGGCAGAGUAGCCCCUAUAGUAUCGCUGUUACAAAGGGGGGUCUUCGGCUGAGCAAUUGUAGAGUCUGUGUUGUCACUCAACCAGUGUAAAUAAUUUGUCUUGAGGUCAAAUAGAUUGUGCAUUUUGUGUAAUAAUUGUGCAUUUUGAGUUUAAAGGGUUUUGGAAAUGUUUUGUUUGCUUUAUUUUCAUGCCACUGCUUUAAAUUGUAAUGAGAAUAGAAAAGGUAAACCGUUGUGUUUCUUAUGUGAUUCUUUCGUGAUUUCCUUUUCCGUACAGUAUCAACUUUUAAUAAACUACU
Messenger RNA from Lampris incognitus (smalleye Pacific opah), 2584 nucleotides. RefSeq names its product chromobox homolog 5 (HP1 alpha homolog, Drosophila) (gene cbx5). Bases 168 to 761 code for a protein of 197 amino acids. The transcript has 5 exons. Gene Ontology annotation, molecular function: chromatin binding. Gene Ontology annotation, cellular component: pericentric heterochromatin; nucleus. Lineage: Eukaryota; Metazoa; Chordata; Actinopteri; Lampriformes; Lampridae. The record is from RefSeq and is a predicted model, not a curated record. Gene Ontology annotation, biological process: chromatin organization; negative regulation of transcription by RNA polymerase II.